Messenger RNA from Patiria miniata (bat star), 2096 nucleotides. RefSeq lists its product as uncharacterized. NCBI's taxonomy places the organism in Eukaryota, Metazoa, Echinodermata, Asteroidea, Valvatida, Asterinidae. The transcript has a single exon. Bases 106 to 2070 code for a protein of 654 amino acids. The record is from RefSeq and is a predicted model, not a curated record.
GUCGUGCAUGCCUUCUAUAGGAAUCAUGAAUACCAAUGAAGCGUGAUAUUCACAAUAUAUAAUAUAUCCAAUGUACAUGUACAUUGUAGGUAAUUCUGAUGGAUAAUGGCAUAUCACAAGACCUGGCGCAGAUGUCGGACUGAGGUUCAUGCUCUAGCUGCCCACGGUAGUAGUAGUGAUGAGGACAACCAAGUACUUGAAAGAACACACUAUUCCUCCAGUGGACAAGAUGAGCACCUAGGUUGUGUUGUUGCCUCGCCAACCUCAGCACACACUGACAGUUCUGAUAUAGAAAGUGGUCAUUGUCCAUCUAAUUCCUCAGCCAUUCUCGAAUCUGAUUUCAACUCUAACUUGGAAGAUGAUGACUCAUCAGGAGGGUCUGAUAUUGAACUAGAUACAAACGAUAAACCAGACUUGGACGACAAACUUCGAAAGUGGGCCACUGAAAAUAAGCUCACACGUGCAUGUGUAAAUGAACUUCUUGCAAUCUUGAGGCACGAAGGACAUGAGCUUCCGAAGGAUGCGCGCACUCUCCUCAAGACACCAAGAUCUGUGGUUGAUUCUGAGAAAUGUGGAGGAGAAUAUGCCUAUUAUGGACUGGAAAAAUGCAUCGUUAAAAUUUUGGUGAAGCAUGAGAACUUUGUCGAGGAAAAUAACUCAAUAUCGCUGAAGAUCAACGUCGAUGGAACACCUUUAUAUAAAUCAACAAAUGAUCAGUUCUGGCCCAUACUUGUUUCAUUUGACAAUUUUCUUCCAGGUGUUGUUGCACUCUUUCGUGGUAAAUCCAAGCCUGAGCCGUUGGAACAUUUCUUGGAAGAUUUUAUUGAGGAGUAUUCCCGACUUGUUGAAGAAGGCAUUACCUAUGAUGACAAAAAGCUUAAUGUGCACAUCAUGGCUUUUAUAUGUGACGCCCCUGCAAGGUCAUUUUUAAAAUGUACCAAAGGACAUUCUGGUUACCAUGCCUGUGAAAGAUGUACAGUGAGAGGAGGAUAUGAUGGAAGGGUUGUCUAUAACACAGUUGAAGAAAUUACUCCAAGGACUGAUGAGCAGUUUCUUGAAAUGGCAUAUUCACCAGAUCACCAGCUUGAGCGUACACCUUUGAUUGAGUUUGGAUUUCCAUGUGUAACGUCUUUUGUGCUGGAUUACAUGCACCUCGUUUGUCUUGGAGUUGUUCGAAGGAUCCUUGUUUACCUGAAAAAGGGACCAAGAGUAUGCAAACUGUCAAUACAGCUUCAAAAUAGAAUAUCCGACAACUUAAAGCUGCUAAACGGACAGCUGCCCUCGGAGUUUGCGAGACAGCCCCGCACAUUGGACAUUUUGGAAAAAUGGAAGGCAACGGAAUUCCGCCAAUUCCUUUUGUAUACGGGACCUGUCGUAUUAAAAGGAAUCGUGGAUGAAAAUUUGUAUGAGCAUUUUCUGACACUUAGUGUUGCAAUGUCUUUUAUCCUGGAUAAUCACGAUGACAAACGAAAUGAAUAUCUCCCUUAUUCUCGACAAUUGCUGGAGUACUUCGUUGGAAAUUGUCAAAAUAUCUAUGGACCCACAUUCAAUGUUUAUAAUGUGCACAAUCUAACUCACUUAUGUGAUGAUGUGGAACAUUUCCAAUGCUCCCUGAAUGAACUGUCUGCAUUUCCAUUCGAAAGUAAAUUGAACUUUGUCAAGAAGCUUGUUAGAAAUGCGCACAAUCCUAUUGCACAGGCCACAAAACGGAUGACUGAAUCGGAGGAAGCUGGGGCAGUUGUAAUGGUUCAUGGAAACUUUAAGUAUAUUUCCGUCAAGAGGAAGGAUAGUUGUUUUUUACUGAGAACAGAGCAGUUUGCAUUUGUUAAAGAGAAACGAGAUGAUGGUUAUUGUGUUUGUGACAUCACAAGGAAACGCCACCUGGAAAAUUUGUUCACCCGUCCCUGUCAGUCAAUGCUAUUGAACAUUGCUUUUAUCACGGAUGAUAACAUUGGCAAUUGUAGGAGAAGGAUUCUUCAUGAAAAUGAAUUGUACCGCAAGAGCAUAUGUCUGACACACAGUAAUGGCUUUGUGUUGUUGCCAAUGCUGCAUGGAGAAGAACGACAGUAGUACAUUGCAUCGUAUUAAUUCCACAA